Messenger RNA from Daldinia vernicosa, 2217 nucleotides. RefSeq lists its product as uncharacterized. The coding region runs from base 1 to 1887 and encodes 628 amino acids. The transcript is spliced from 2 exons. The record is from RefSeq and is a predicted model, not a curated record. NCBI's taxonomy places the organism in Eukaryota, Fungi, Ascomycota, Sordariomycetes, Xylariales, Hypoxylaceae.
AUGCUUAGGAGAGAUAAAACUGCUACGUCCGGGAACUGGACGGCUCCGGCUCCCAAUGGGAACGGAAGUCAACUGUCCAAGCCUCACGGCCCGCCGUACGCAUCUACCAUGGCCAUCGUAGGCGGCGAGCCCUCCCCCGCGGUCGACGACCCCAUCGCCGUCGUCCUACUCGUGCUAUUCCUCCUCUCGGCAGCAGCGCACCUGGCCGUCCUGCGCAUCAACAGGCAGCGCAACCUCAAGUUCGUCUUCUCAGGCAUGCUGUUCGCGCUGUGUCUCCUCCGCGGCGUCUCGCUCGUCGCCCGCAUGAUCUGGGCCUCGUACCCCAAGGCCGUCGACGCCCUCAUCGCCGCCAGCGUCAUGACCCAGGCCGGCUCCGUGCUCAUCUUCAUCAUCAACUUGUUCUUCGCCCAGCGCGUCCUCCGCGCCUAUCAUCCCCGCCUCGGCUGGCACCGCGGCACCCGCGGCUUCGUCUGGUUCCUCAUCGCUUGUGUCCUGUGCUGCCUCGUCAUGGCUAUCGUCGCUACUAUCCAUAGCUUUUAUACCCUAGACACUCGCGCUCGCCGUGCCGACCGCGCCGUCCAGCUUUUCGCUGGCUUGUAUUUGGCCUUUCUGGCUUUCCUACCCGUGCCUGUCGUUGGGCUGGCAGCAGCCGCACAGCACGCGAGGCGUUUCCGCUUCCACCGUGUUGAGAAGUUCGGCGAAGGUCGGUGGCGCAACAAGGUCGGACUGUUAGUAUUCGCAUCACUAGUGGCUACCUUGGGCGCCGCAUUUCGAGUAGGAGUCAACUUCGACGGUCGUCCUAGCUCCAAACCGGCUUGGUUCCAUAGUAAAGCCUGCUACUACGGCUUCAACUUCGUCACCGACCUCGUCGUGUCUACCGCAUACCUACUGGCCCGUUUUGACCGACGUUUCAUCGUACCCGACGGCGCCCAGGGUCCCGGAGACUACUCCCCUAUUGUCCCAUCCAUGCACUCCACCACCUCCAACAGCAACCUCGUCGGCAAGCUGCCCAUCAUGGGGGCUAGGAAAACCACAACCACGAUACGAUCCCCCCUUAUCCCAACGACCCCAACUCCCACUCCCACUCCAUCACCACCUACUCCCACCCCUCCUCCCCAACAAUCUACAACGCCAUCCCCGUCGUCCUCGCAGUCGCAGCGCAACAACAGCACCACAACAUCCGCCUACCACACCGACUCGUCCAACACAGCCGUGCACACGAGCAGCAGCCUCGACCAGAAACAGCCCUCCCUCUCCCCUGACCCUCUCCCCCUUUUAUUCCCACCCCAACCCCAACCCCAGCCCCAGCCCCAACCGCACAGACCCGCCCUCCGCACCCGCAACCGCGGCCGCCGUGCCAUCAUGCUGCGCAUGCGCAUCAACAGCGAAGCCGACGCGUACGGGCCCGACUGCGGCACGGAGCCCCUAGUCGGAAGCGGAAGCGGGGAAGAACCAGAACCAGGAGAAGGGAGGAGAUCGACGUCGCCGUCGCGGCUACGCGCCCCGGCCCCCGCGCACCUCGGCCCGCCGAUCCUGCCCGCGCUAGAUUUAGAUCUGGAAUUGCUAAGCGCGACGUUGCUGGCGCCGUGGGCGCUGGACAGCUGGGGCUUCGAGACGGGGCCGUCUCGGCGGGGGUCGCGGAGCGGGUUGUUGAGGAAUGGUAGUCGUAGUAGUCGCAGUGGUGGUGGUAGUGGAAACAGCAGCAGCAGCAGGAAUAAUGUCAGUGGUGGUGAUGAUGGAAAUAGCGAAGGUGGAAGCAGGGAUGUAAUUAUAAAUAAUGCUGGGAGUAACGAGAGGAAUAGUAGCGAGAUGAGUAUUAGGAGCGGUGGUGGCCGAAGUUGGAGUUUUAGUUUCGGUCAGCCGCCGGUGCGGGCGAGGACUUUGUAAGGUAUUCUACUGACUGAACGAUUGGCCGGAGGGGGAGGAGAGGUUGCGGAGAGACAGACAGAGAGAGGAGAAGGGAAGAUAUUGUAUACUGGGAGGGAGAGAAGCAUUGUUUUGUUACCAAUAUCACUGGCGUCAAGGAGCUGCUAUAAUGAGGGAAACACUACUGGUGGGGGAAAUGUUGUAUAUGUUGUUGCAUAAGGAUGAAUUAGAAAUUGUGUGCAUAUGUAUACUACUUAACAUUACGAUAUUUAAUGAUUAUACCUGAAUAAUUGGUUUCUACACAAUGAGAAUGGGAUAGUAACCAUCUUGGACCAUCUUGGAUGCGGCGAA